This is a messenger RNA of Sarcophilus harrisii (Tasmanian devil), 2253 nucleotides long. It is a transcript of the gene PSORS1C2, whose product is annotated as psoriasis susceptibility 1 candidate 2. Lineage: Eukaryota; Metazoa; Chordata; Mammalia; Dasyuromorphia; Dasyuridae. The record is from RefSeq and is a predicted model, not a curated record. The transcript has 2 exons. The coding region runs from base 1486 to 1890 and encodes 134 amino acids.
CCAUAUCCUCCUUUCCCCUAGUUGGAUCUCGAUAUUUUGAGAAGCAAUAAUUUUUUACAAAUUAAAGAUUUUUUCAAUUAAAAUAAAUCUUUAAAACAAUUAAAAUUAACCUCCUAUCCCUCCCUACCUUGGGGGACUAAACAAACUCCUUGUAAAAAGUGAGUAUGUCAAACAAAACAAAUUCUUGAAUUGUCCAUUAUUUAAAAAUAUGUAUGCCUCAAUCUGCACACUCUGGCCAUCACCUCUCUGUAUUGGGUGUCAUGAGUCCUUGUAAGCUCUUAGUUGUUGAUCUUUACAAUUUUGUUAUUGUAUAAAUUGUUCUCUUAGCUCUGUUCCCAUGAUUCUACAUCAGUUCAUACAAUUGAGAAACAAUACCUUAAAAAGUAAUAAUUUGGAAAGGAAAAAAGAAGAGGCCAUUGAAUAUGAAACAAAGAUUUCUAGGCAUUAAAGGAAGAUGAACUUAGAAAUGGAAAUGAGGCCCAAGGAGAAGGAUGUCUGAAGGCAAAAGAGGGUAGAGGAGAAGAAUGAGUGCUGGAGAAUAAAAAGAACAAAAAAGGGCUGAGGAAGGAAAAGGAGUAGGGACAAGAGAGACAGGAAAAAAGGAAGAUGAGCAAAGCAGAUGACUAUAAUUAGGUGCUUCUGCUGAAAAGUCUGCUUGGCCACAAAAGGGGGAGUUAGGUAUUAGGUUUUCCUAUUUCCUUGUUUUGAGUCAUUCUAAAUCUACUCCAGGUUCUUAUUUUGUUUCAUGCAGGGUGAAAUUUAUACUCGUAGCUAGAAGGCUGAGCACAUGGAUCCCUGAGAAAGCGUAGGAAUGAUUCUUGAGAAAAACAGGGACUUUGGGGAGAUGUUUUUAUUCUGGGGAAAGAGUUGAGAGAUGGUAUAUUAGUAUAAUGUCCCAGCUGUGCCCCUUGUGUUCAAAGGGCAUAUGACAUUCUUUUCUCCUCUCCUUCAAUUCUCACCCCCCUUAAAAUCCAGGCGUCAUAUAUAUAUAUAUAUAUAUAUAUAUUUGCUUCACUGCCUCUGUAAUUAGAUUGUUUCAUUACAUGAUUUGUAUACGCCCUUUACUCCUGACUGAGGUAAGACAACAAAAAUGGAGAUCUCAGUAUGAAUCUUGAGGGGGAGGAGUGUGUAUUGACUUGGAAGCUAAGUGAGUAAGAGAAGUCAGGGACAAAGAAUUUAGGUGCUUAGAUUGCUGAAGUGGAAAUCCAGGAAAGCAGGCAACUUGGACAGCUGGGCCCUGAGACUGCAAGCUUAACUUGAGUGGUUGUUGCACAGAUAGAAACACCUUGACUUCUUCCCUCUCUCCUUCCCAAACAAGUCUGUCCAGUUAUGUCCUUCCACCUUUUCUAGUAACAGUUGAGUCAUUGGGAUUUUUCCUUCUCAGAGUUUGGGCUCCUCCUCUUUUCUCCCCUAUAAAGUCAGUUCCUGGGCACUACAGACUCAUUCUGCCCUUCCUCGGGGCCCAGAAGGGAGAGCUUCAGAAUCAUGCUAAAUUGGAAGCUACUGGAAAUUCUGGUUCUUUGUCUCCUUUCAGGAGGCAUCAGAGGCAACAAUGACCACCCUUUGCCACCAGCCUUGGAGGCUCCUGAAGAAAACGGUGGGCCUACAUGGCCACAAGGUCCCCCAAUCCCCGGUGACCCCUGGCCAGGUAUACCUCCUGUAUUUGAAGAACCUCCAUCUUCAGGCCCAGGUCAUACCUGGGGAGAUCUGGAUGAAAGUGAAGUCUGGCCCCCUGAACCUCCUACAACAACUACUUCCCAACCUCCACUGCCCGAUGACCCCUGGCCUGCUGGAUCCCAGCCCCCUGAGAAUCCAUGGCCUCCUGGCCGUGAGAUAGAUGCUGUCUCUCAUGAGUCAGACCUUGAUCCACCUAUGGAGGAAUACAGAUAAUUGAGUGUUCUCAAUCCCCCUCUCUCAUACAUAUAAGACCUUGUUCACUUAACAUAUUUUCCUCAUUCCUGUGGAUCAGUAAUUUUUCUGUUCCUCUUUUAUUUUUGUUCUGAUAACACUAUCCUCCCAAAGAUUUACCUUUUCUCUCCAUCUUUACCUUAAUUCUUGUUGGUCACCCCCAGAGCAUAUUCUUACCUCAUAUUCUAUCCCGUUUUUCCUGUAUCAGUUCUUCCAGAAUCUCCACAACUAGGAUAACUAGUUUUUUGUGUUUUCUGCCAUCAUUUGGUGGCCAUGACAGGAAGUUGAAGAUGGACAAUACCAGAACUUCCAUGAAAUGGAAGAAUAAAAUCACACUUAAUAAUC